This is a messenger RNA of Trichoderma virens Gv29-8, 768 nucleotides long. RefSeq lists its product as uncharacterized. The record is from RefSeq and is a predicted model, not a curated record. The transcript has a single exon. NCBI's taxonomy places the organism in Eukaryota, Fungi, Ascomycota, Sordariomycetes, Hypocreales, Hypocreaceae. The annotation marks the transcript as partial.
CAAGAAGACUCACCUCUAUUCUCCCUCCUUCCGGCGGAAAUACGCGCCAAGAUAUUUACCUUUGCGCUGUCGCACUAUGAAGACACGCAAGCAUUGUACAACACCAACACCUUCUACUCACGACCCUCGUAUUUUGCACCGCGCAAGACCAGCACCGAUUUGCUUAGGACAUGCCGCGCCAUUUACCGUGAGACCUGGCCCCUCCCAGUUGCCCUCUGGGAGGAGACAGUCUGGAUGGGCCAUAGACUGAGAGCACCGCCUGAAUACUGUCAUUGGAAGCGUGCAGGAAAAUUACAGCGGCUCUUGCCCAGCCUCGCACGGCAGUUAGGCCAAGAAAAGGCCGAGAUUGGAAGCCUCCAUGCGUUUGUACAAAUGUUUCGCCUAGAGCAUGAUGAUCUGGCUAGCCUACUACGGACACCUGGAUUACACCCUCGACAGCUCACUUUGACAAUUCGCGAUACAGACUGGAGAUACUGGAGGCAAAACUGGCCACUACGCUUCACAGCCAAGUGGAUCAAAGAAGUCUCUAGCGCUCUAUCCCCCUCAAAGACCGAAUUCAGAAUCGAACUUGAGGCAUGUGAAUCAAGGAAAGACGAGGUUGACGCCAUUGGCAAGCACAUCGCAGAAAACUGGUUCUUCGGACAAUAUGGUGGAACCAUCUUAUAUGCAGAUGUUUCAGGCAAAUGCCAUAAAGUUUCCCGAUGGACGGGACCGAGUAUAGAGGGUCCUUCAUGCUAUCUGAACUAUUACAUCUUGACCAUCACUUUC